AUGGCUUGCUUUGCAAGGACUGAAACAAACUUAGACUCCGAUCAAUCAACUCUUCUUGCCUUCAAAGCUCAAAUCAGGUUUGACCCUCAAAAUAUUCUGGUAAAAAAUUGGUCCACCACCACCCCAGUUUGCAAUUGGAUUGGCAUCUCUUGUGGCGUUCGUCACAAAAGAGUCACAGCCUUGAAUCUUCCCAACAUGAGUCUUAAUGGCACCAUUUCUCCAUAUCUAGGAAAUCUCUCAUUUCUUGCUUCCCUCAAACUCAGUAACAACACUUUCCACGGCCAUGUCCCCGAGGAGUUGGGUCAUUUGCGUCGAUUGAAGGAAAUUGAUUUGGGAUACAACUCUCUUAGCGGGGAGGUUCCAUCAUGGAUUGGAAUCUUACCAAAACUUGAAGUCUUGAUCAUGCAUUAUAAUAGUUUCACUGGUGUUAUCCCGCCUUCCCUUGGCAACAUCACUAGCCUUGUGGUGAUGCGGUUAUCGGUUAAUCAUCUACAAGGACAUAUUCCAAAAGCAAUUGGUGAAAUCCCACAUGAGAUAGGCUAUCUGAACUUGGAGGUAGUAUCCAUGGCGAAAAAUGGACUUGUCGGUCACAUACCAUCUUCUAUUUUCAACACCACUUCUUUAAAGUUCCUUAGUCUUGAUGACAAUAACUUGUCUGGGAGUCUACCAUGGGAUAUGUGCUUGGAUGCUCCUAAGCUUGAGACAAUCUUUCUUUCCUAUAACAAGGCAGUUACGGGAGACAUUCCCACAAGUAUUGGGAACUGUACUUCGCUCAUGGUUCUAUAUCUUGGUGAUCUUAAUUUGACAGGUGCUAUUCCACAUGAAAUUGGCAAUCUUAACAAUUUGGUUGAUGUAGACAUGGGUUUCAACCACCUCAAUGGUCCAAUUCCAACAGUAAUUUUCAACAUCACAACACUAGAAAUCAUAUUCCUUCAGAACAAUCAUCUUUCAGACACUCUUCCAUCAAGUAUGGGCAUUUGGCUACCUAAUCUUAAAGAAAUAUAUCUUGGAUGGAAUAAUUUGAAUGGAAUUGUUCCCAACUCCAUCUCAAAUGCUUCUAGAAUCACCAAAAUAUAUUUUGGUUUCAACCAAUUCUCUGGUACACUACCCAAAUCAUUGGGUAGCCUAGAACUCCUUGAAGAUCUUGUGUUGCCAUGUAACAACUUUACCAGUGAAUCCUCAUCUAUGGGGUUAACCUUCUUCACUUCUUUGAUAAAUUGCAGACAACUAAGGGUAUUGAGCAUAUCUGGAAAUCCUUUCAAUGGCAUUCUUCCAGUUUACAUUGGCAAUCUCUCCACUUCUCUUUAUACUCUCCAUGCAAGCAAUUGUGCAAUUAAGGGGAACAUUCCUAAUGAGAUCGGCAAUUUAACCAAUUUGGCAUUCGUGGACCUUGAUCACAAUGACAUAGAUGGAUUGAUUCCGCCGACAAUCAAAGAGUUGUGGAAACUUCAAAUUUUGCAUCUUGAACAAAACAGAAUACCAAGAUUUAUUCCGAGUAGUGUCUGCCAUUUAAGGAACCUAGGUUUUCUAGAUUUGAGCAAAAAUGAGUUUUCUAACUCUAUACCAACAUGCUUUGAAAAUAUUACUUCUCUAAGGUACCUCUAUCUGGAUUCUAAUAAAUUAACUUCCAACAUACCCACAAACCUUUGGAGACUCAAAGAUCUUUUGGAGUUGAACUUGUCUUCAAAUUCUUUAACCGGGUAUAUAUCACCAGAAAUUGGAAGGCUUAAGGUGGUGACAAAAAUAGAUCUCUCGAAGAAUCGAUUAUCAGGUAUUGUCCCUAGCACAAUUGUAGGCCUACAAGGUCUGUCGUUUCUAUCAUUAGCACAUAACAGAUUGCAGGGACCCCUACCUGAGUCACUUGCAAAAUUGGUAAGCCUAGAGUUUUUGGAUUUAUCUCAUAACAAUAUCUCUGGAACAAUUCCAAAGUCCUUAGAGGCGCUCUUGCUUCUAAAAUACCUCAAUGUAUCUCACAAUAAAUUAAGAGGAGAAAUUCCAAAUGGUGGACCUUUUGCAAAUCUCACUUAUCAGUCUUUUUUGCCAAAUGAAGAUUUGUGUGGUCCACCGAGGUUGCUAGUGCCUCUCUGCAAGAGUAGUUCUCUUAAAAGAUCAAAGAAGAAAAGAAUACUUCUAGCUACAUAUAUCUCACUGGCAGUUGGAUCUACUAUUUUGGCCUUGGCCUUGAUAUUCUUUUUGAUCAAACAAAAAAGGAGAAGUCAUAUUCCCCAUGAAAAUGAUUUGUUACCUGCAAUAACCCAUGGAAGAAUUUCAUACUAUGAACUUCGACGUGCAACUCACAAGUUCAGUGAAAUCAACUUGCUUGGCAAGGGUGGAUUUGGUUCAGUUUACAAAGGAAUUUUGACGGAUGGGACACAUUUGGCUGUAAAAGUUUUCAAUCUGCAACUGGAAGGUGCAUUCAAGUGCUUUGAUACAGAAUGUGAAGUAUUGCGCAACCUUCGCCACCGAAAUCUGACCAAAGUUAUCAGCAGUUGCUCUAAUCUUGAUUUCAAAGCAAUAGUCCUCGAGUAUAUGCCCAAUGGAAGCCUUGAGAAGUGGUUGUAUUCCCAUAAUUAUUUCUUGGACAUCUUGCAAAGAUUAGAUAUAAUGAUAGAUGUCGCACAUGCAUUGGAUUAUCUCCACCAUGGCUACUCGAGUCCUGUGAUCCAUUGUGACUUAAAGCCCAGCAAUGUCAUGUUAGAUGAACAUAUGGUUGCACAUGUUAGUGAUUUUGGCAUUGCAAAAUUACUGGGUGAGGAGAGUACUGCACUAACCAAGACUCUGGCAACAUUAGGGUAUAUUGCACCAGAGUAUGGAUUGGAAGGAUUAGUCUCUACAAGGUGUGAUGUUUAUAGCUAUGGCAUUAUAUUGAUGGAGACCUUUACAAGGACAAAUCCCUGUGAUGAAAAGUUCACUGGAGAUUUGAGCCUCAAGAAUUGGGUGAAUGAUUGCCCACCAAAUGAGAUAAUCCAAGUUAUAGAUGCCAACUUAGUAAUGCUAGAAGACGAAUACUUGACUCUGAAGGUGCAAUGUGUAUCAUCCAUAUUGGAAUUGGCUUUGAAAUGCUCUACAGAAUCACCUGAAGAGAGGAUUAGCAUGAGGGAGGUUGUCGAAGCUCUCCAAAAGAUUAGACUUCAAUUUCUUGAAAAGUGUGAAAGGCCUUGA
Molecule: messenger RNA, 3162 nt
Organism: Ilex paraguariensis (yerba mate)
Lineage: Eukaryota; Viridiplantae; Streptophyta; Magnoliopsida; Aquifoliales; Aquifoliaceae
Source: the annotation of a GenBank genome assembly